AUGCCUGCGUUUCAAGACCACUCCUCCACCAAGAGCCUUGGCCAUGUGAACCUCAUGGUCGACACCCUCAUCGCCAACGUGGACGAGACCGACUUGCGAGCCAUGGUCCGCGGCCUGCUCUCUGCCUCCACCCCCGCGAUCGCCUCCACCUUCACCGACGUCGCCCGUGAGCGCCUCCGCCGCGCCGCCGCGACCGCGCUCCCCCCGCCCCGCACGCUCUUCGCCCAGGUCCCGGAAACCGCGGGCCAGGACACGGGCGUAGAGACGUGGGCCGCGACCCCCGCCCUCCGCCCCGUCCUCCGCCGCACGCGCGCGGCGUACGGCGCGGGGAUCGCGCUCGACGCGCUCGGCGUGCUCGCCGCCGUCGUCGCCGACGCGACGCCCUCGCGGUGGGCCCCGGACAGCGCGCUCGAGGCGCUCCUCGCCGAGAUCGACGCCGACAUCUCCCAGGCGGUCGAGAGCGCGAAGCAGGAGUGCGACGCGGGGCGGGUCGACGACCCAGAGGCCCCUCAGGCGACGCGAGCCGCACUCCUAGCCGCGCUCCAGGCCGCCGAGGCCGCCGCCGCAGGCUGGGGCGGCGACUUUCCGUUCGAGCGGGGGCUGGCGAGCGUGCAGGAAUGGAAACCGGCGAUGAACACGGGGCGCUAG
Epithele typhae is the source of this 648-nucleotide messenger RNA. RefSeq lists its product as uncharacterized. The record is from RefSeq and is a predicted model, not a curated record. Lineage: Eukaryota; Fungi; Basidiomycota; Agaricomycetes; Polyporales; Epitheliaceae. The transcript is spliced from 3 exons. The coding region runs from base 1 to 648 and encodes 215 amino acids.